This is a messenger RNA of Hansenula ciferrii, 1047 nucleotides long. RefSeq names its product aldo/keto reductase. The transcript has a single exon. The coding region runs from base 1 to 1047 and encodes 348 amino acids. NCBI's taxonomy places the organism in Eukaryota, Fungi, Ascomycota, Saccharomycetes, Phaffomycetales, Wickerhamomycetaceae. The record is from RefSeq and is a predicted model, not a curated record.
AUGAGUGAAGAAAAGAUUAUUGAAUGGACCAGAUUAGGUAAAUCAGGUUUAAAGAUCUCCAAGAUCAUUAUUGGUUUCAUGUCUUAUGGUUCAAAGAAAUGGGCUGAUUGGGUUGAAGAUGAUGAAGAAAAAAUCUUUGCUAUUUUGAAAAGAGCUUAUGACUUAGGAUUGAGAACUUAUGAUACUGCUGAUGUCUACAGUAAUGGAUAUUCAGAAAUUAUCUUGGGUAAAUUUCUAAAGAAAUACAACAUCAAAAGAGAUAAAGUUGUUAUCUUGACUAAAGUUUUUGGUCCUGUUGAUGAAGAUUUGGAUUUAAAACAUGGUACUCGUGGUCCAAAUGUUAAAGAUGUUGACUUGAUUAAUUCCAAAGGUUUAUCAAGAAAGCAUGUUAUCGAUGGUGCUGAAAACUCUGUUAAAAGAUUGGGUACUUAUAUUGACGUUUUACAAAUCCAUAGAUUAGAUAAAGAAACAGAACCUGAAGAAAUUGUAAAAGCUUUAAAUGAUGUUGUUGAUUCAGGUUUGACCAGAUAUAUUGGUGCUUCCUCAAUGAGAGCUACUGAGUUUGCUGAGCUUCAAUUUACAGCCAUCAAGAAUGGAUGGCAUAAAUUUAUCGUGGUUCAAGAUUAUUAUAAUUUGUUAUACCGUGAAGAAGAAAGGGAAACUAUCCCAUUUGCUAAGAAACAAGGUGUUGGUAUCAUUCCAUGGUCUCCAAAUGCUAGAGGUGUGUUAACUAGACCGUUUAGUGAAACCUCAGAUAGACAUAAAUCUGAUCCUCAAUUCAAAAAUUUAGGACUAGACACACUAACAGAUGAAGAUAAAGAAAUCAUCAAUAGAGUUGAAGAAAUUGCUAAAAAACAUAAUGUUUCAUUAGCUGUUGUAUCAACUGCUUGGGUUUUAAGCAAAGGUGCUAAUCCGAUUGUUGGUUUAAACAGUAUUGAAAGGGUUGAAGAGGCAGUUGAAGCUUCAAUCUUUAAACUCUCUGAAGAAGAGACCAAAUAUUUGGAAGAGCCAUAUAGACCAAAAAAGGUUAUUGGAUUUCCACAAUAG